Molecule: messenger RNA, 6808 nt
Organism: Apodemus sylvaticus (European woodmouse)
Lineage: Eukaryota; Metazoa; Chordata; Mammalia; Rodentia; Muridae
Product: trophinin-like
Exons: 13
Coding region: 151-6687 (2178 amino acids)
Source: RefSeq, a predicted model, not a curated record
GAGAGAGCAGACGUUCUCUCCUGGCUCACGACGGCGAGGUGAGCUGAGGUGGCCAGCUUUGGGAAAGACCCUGUGGGGGCUUCAAAGCCGUGGCUUCUCGGUGAUUGGCUCCAUGCAACAUUAAGGCUCAGCUAUUAGCCUUUCAGAAAGAUGGAUAGAAGAAAUGACUAUGGUCAUCGGGUACCCACAUUCCAGGGCCCUCCGCCUCCCUCUGGGAGCCUAGGGCUUCCUUUCUCUCCAGAUGUACAGGCGGAGGCCACAGAAAAGGACGCACCAAUUGCCAACCGAUCUAAGAAAAACAGGAAGAAGAAGAAGAAGAAGUCUAUUGAUAAGACCACACCUGCUCCCCCUCCAGUCCCACCUGCCAAUGAUAAUGCUAGCAACAAGCCUAAAGUAACUUUGCAGGCUUUAAACCUACCUAUGUUCACCCAGACCAGUCAGGCUUCAGCUACUACUGAGGCACCCAAUAUGCAGGCUUCAGUUACUAAUCAGAACAAGAAAGCCAAGGCAAAGAGAGGGGCUCCCAAUGUAUCCCAAACUGGCACUGAGGAUGUCACUACACAGGUCAAGUCACCAUUACAGGCCCAAAACCUGCCAGUUACUGCACCGACUAUCCAGACUCCAGUUGCCAAUGAGUCAGCUAAUUCCCAGGCCUUGAUGGCUGUCAACAAAUCCAAUAAAGCUUCUAAUGCGAAGGAUGCCAAUAAGACUGUACCUAGCACCACCGAGAUCUCAUUGGCUUCGGCUGCCACCCACACAGCUACUACCCAAGGCCAAGCUGCCAAGGAGACAGGUAGUAACCAGGCUACGGCAGCCACUGUCCGAAGCAAGAACGCUUCCAAAGGAAAAAGAACAACUGCUAAGAACACAAAUACUGACACUGAAUAUGUAGAGGCCUCAAAUGCCCCUGAGGCAUCUAGCAGACAGAUUGAGGCAUCAGCUGUAGUUCCAAGGCCCAAAAAGCCCAAGGGGAAGAAGGCUACCAAUAAAGGCUCAAAUUCUGCUUCUGAGCAGUCUGAAGCUCCACCUGAUAUUCAAAUGGUCUCAAACCAUGGCCUAUCAGUCACUGUACAGAUCAGGAGAGGGUCUAGGGCUCGAAAGGCUGCCAAUAAGACUCGGGCAACUGAAAGCCAGGCUCAGAGCACUGAACAAGGAGCUCAGGCCCCUCAGGCCAGCAUAAGUGCCCUGGAGACUCAGGUUGCUGCUGCUGUCCAGGCCUUGGCAGAUGACUAUCUGGCUCAGUUGACUUUAGAAUCCACAGCCAGAGCCCGGGGCAAGAGGAACCGGAAGUCUAAGCAUCCCAAUGGAGAAGACAGAAGUGGGAAUAAUUUCAGGCGGAUCCCAUGGGGCAGAAGGCCUCCACCACCCCGAGAUGUGGCCAUUUUGCAGGAAAGGGCAAAUAAGUUGGUGAAAUACCUGUUGGUUAAAGACCAGACAAAGAUCCCAAUUAAGCGCACAGAUAUGGUGAAGGAUAUCAUCCAAGAAUAUGAGGACUAUUUCCCAGAGAUCAUUGAACGAGCAAGCUACGCUCUGGAGAAGAUGUUUCGAAUCAAUCUGAAGGAAAUUGAUAAGCAAAAUAGCUUGUAUAUUCUUAUCAGCACUCAGGAAUCCACUGCAGGCAUAAAGGGAAAGACCAAGGACACACCUAAGCUGGGUCUCCUCAUGGUUAUUCUGAGUGUCAUCUUCAUGAAUGGCAACAAGGCCAGUGAGGCUGUCAUCUGGGAGGUGCUGCGCAAGUUGGGGCUGCGUCCUGGGGUAAGACAUUCACUCUUUGGAGAAGUGAGGAAACUCAUCACAGAUGAAUUUGUGAAGCAGAAAUAUCUGGAAUACAAGAGGGUCCCCAACAGCAGACCACCUGAGUACGAAUUCUUCUGGGGCCUACGGUCUUACCAUGAGACUAGCAAGAUGAAAGUCCUGAAGUUCGCAUGCAAGGUACAGAAGAAAGAUCCCAAAGACUGGGCUGCUCAGUACCGCGAGGCAGUUGAGAUGGACAUUCAGGCUGCAGCUGUGGCUGUGGCUGAGGCUAAGGCCAGGGCUGAGGCAAGAACCCAAAUGGGGAUUGGAGAGGAAGCUGUGGCUGGGCCCUGGAAUUGGGAUGACAUGGAUAUUAACUGCCUAACAAGGGAAGAGUUGAAUGAGGAUAUACAGCCCUGGGGCAGAUUUACCUUUGAAUUUAAUCCCAGAAACCAAGAAAAUGAAGAUCCCACCGCUAAUGUCAACUUCCUCCAUGGAGCUAGUGCCAGAAAUAGCUUCAGUGAUGGUGCUAGUAUUAGCUUUGGUGGUAUAACCAACCCCAGUGGUGGGUUUGGUGGUAUACCCAACCCCAGUGGUGGGUUUGGUGGUUUAACCAACCCCAGUGGUGGGUUUGGUGGUUUAACCAACCCCAGUGGUGGCUUUGGUGGUAUAUCCAACCCCAGUGGUGGCUUUGGUGGUAUAUCCAACCCCAGUGGUGGCUUUGGUGGUAUAUCCAACCCCAGUGGUGGCUUUGGUGGUAUAACCAACCCCAGUGGUGGCUUUGGUGGUAUAUCCAACCCCAGUGGUGGGUUUGGUGGUAUAUCCAACUCCAGUGGUGGGUUUGGUGGUGUAUCCAACCCCAAUGGUGGCUUUGGUGGUAUAUCCAACCCCAGUGGUGGCUUUGGUGGUAUAACUAACCCCAGUGGUGGCUUUGGUGGUAUAACCAACCCCAGUGGUGGCUUUGGUGGUAUAACCAACUCCAGUGGUGGCUUUGGUGGUAUAACCAACCCCAGUGGUGGCUUUGGUGGUAUAACCAACUCCAGUGGUGGCUUUGGUGGUGUAUCCAACCCCAGUGGUGGCUUUGGUGACAGAAAUGGCAUUACCUUUGGGACUGUACCCAACACCUCUGCUAACUUCAGCAGUGCACCAAGCAUUAGCUUUGGUGACACACCCAAUACUAUCACCAGUUUCAGUAGUGGAGUCAGCAGUAGCUUCAGUGGCACACCUAGUACUAGUGCCACUUUGUGUAACACAGAGAGCAUUAACUUUGGUGGUACACCCACCACUAGCACCAGCUUCAGCACAGCAAGCAUUAGCUUUGGUGGUACACCCAGCACUGCUGGUAGUUUCAGUGGUGGAUCCAACAGCAUUAGCUUUGGUGGUGCUCCUACCAUCAGUACCAGUUUCAGUGGUGGAUCCAACAGCAUUAGCUUUGGUGGUGCUCCUACCACCAAUACCAGUUUCAGUGGUGGAUCCAACAGCAUUAGCUUUGGUGGUGCUCCUACCACCAGUCCCAGUUUCAGUGGUGGAUCUAACAGCAUUAGCUUUGGUGGUGCACCUUCUACCAGUGCCAGUUUCAGUGGUGGAUCCAACAGCAUUAGCUUUGGUGGUGCUCCUACCACCAGUACCAGUUUCAGUGGUGGAUCCAACAGCAUUAGCUUUGGUGGUGCUCCUACCACCAGUCCCAGUUUCAGUGGUGGAUCCAACAGCAUUAGCUUUGGUGGUGCUCCUACCACCAGUACCAGUUUCAGUGGUGGAUCCAACAGCAUUAGCUUUGGUGGUACUCCUACCACCAGUACCAGUUUCAGUGGUGGAUCCAACAGCAUUAGCUUUGGUGGUGCUCCUACCACCAGUCCCAGUUUCAGUGGUGGAUCCAACAGCAUUAGCUUUGGUGGUGCUCCUACCACCAGUCCCAGUUUCAGUGGUGGAUCCAACAGCAUUAGCUUUGGUGGUGCUCCUACCACCAGUACCAGUUUCAGUGGUGGAUCCAACAGCAUUAGCUUUGGUGGUGCUCCUACCACCAGUCCCAGUUUCAGUGGUGGAUCCAACAGCAUUAGCUUUGGUGGUGCUCCUACCACCAGUACCAGUUUCAGUGGUGGAUCCAACAGCAUUAGCUUUGGUGGUGCUCCUACCACUAGUCCCAGUUUCAGUGGUGGAUCCAACAGCAUUAGCUUUGGUGGUACACCUUCUACCAGUGCCAAUUUCAAUGGUGGAGCCAACAGUGGCACACUUUGCUGUACCAACACUGGUUUUAGUGGUGCACUCAGCCCAAGCACCAGCUUCAGCAGUGCACCGACUACAAGCACUGUCUUCAGUGGUGCAGUUAGCACCACCACUGGCUUUGGUGGCACACUUAGUACCAGUGUCUCCUUUGGUAGUUCUUCCUACACUGGCACUGGCUUUGGAGGCACACUCAGUACCAGUAUCUCCUUUGGUGGUUCCCCUAGCCCCAAUACUGGUUUUGGUGGUUCACUUAGCACCAGUGUUUCCUUUGGUGCUUCUUCUAACACCAGCUCUGAUUUUGGUGGCACACUAAAUACUAGUGUCAGCUUUGGUGGCUCUUCUGGUGCCAGUGCUGGAUUUGGCGGUAUACUCAGCAGCAGUACCAGCUUUGGCGGUGUCAUCAGCACCAGCACUGGCUUCGGCAGUGCACUCAGCAGCAGUGCUAGCUUUGGUGGUGCCAUAAGUACCGGCUUUAGUGGUGUACUCAAUAACAGUGCCAGCUUAGGCGGUGCCAUCAACACCAGUGUUGGCUUCGGCAGUACACUCAACAGCAGUGCUGGCUUUGGCAGUGCCAUCAGCACCAGUGCUAGCUUUGGCAGUGCACUCAGCACCAGUGCCAGCUUUGGUGGUGUACUCAAUAGUGCUGGCUUUGGCGGUGCCAUCAAUACAGGUGCCACCUUUGGUGGUGUACUCAAUGGCAGUGCUGGCUUUGGUGGUGCCAUGAGCACCAAUGGCAGUUUUGGUGGUGCACUGAAUAAUAGUGCUGGCUUUGGCGGUGCCAUCAAUACGAAUGCCACCUUUGGUGGUGCACUGAAUCACAGUGCUGGCUUUGGCGGUGCCAUCAAUACAAGUGCCACCUUUGGUGGUGCACUGAAUCACAGUGCUGGCUUUGCCGGUGCCAUCAGUACGAGUACUAGCUUUGGUGGUGCACUGAAUCACAGUGCUGGCUUUGCCGGUGCCAUCAAUACGAGUGCCAGCUUUGGUGGUGCACUGAAUCACAGUGCUGGCUUUGCUGGUGCCAUCAAUACAAAUGCCACCUUUGGUGGUGCACUGAAUCACAGUGCUGGCUUUGCCGGUGCCAUCAAUACAAAUGCCACCUUUGGAGGAGCACUGAAUCACAGUGCUGGCUUUGCCGGUGCCAUCAAUACGAAUGCCACCUUUGGUGGUGCACUGAAUAACAGUGCUGGCUUUGCCGGUGCCAUCAAUACGAAUGCCACCUUUGGUGGUGCACUGAAUAACAGUGCUGGCUUUGCCGGUGCCAUCAGUACGAGUGCCAGCUUUGGUGGUGCACUGAAUAACAGUGCUGGCUUUGCCGGUGCCAUCAAUACGAGUGCCAGCUUUGGUGGAGCAGUCAGCACUAGCCCUGACUUUGGUGGCGCGUUCAGUAACAGUGUUGGCUUUGGUGGCGCACUUAGUACCACUGACUUUGGUAAUACCCAUAGCAACAGCAUUAGCUUUGGCAGUGCUCCUUCUACCAGUGUUAGCUUUGGUGGGUCUCACAGCAGUAACCUCUCUCUUGGUGGAGCACCUAGCAGCAGUCUCUGUUUUGGCAGUGCAUCUAACACCAACCUAUGCUUUGGAGGCUCUUCUAGCACCAACUCCUGCUUUAGUGGUGCUACCAGUGUCAAUUACAGUGAGGGGCACAGCACCAGUGCCAUUUUCAGUUUUGGGAAUGGGCUAAGUACCAAUGCAGGCUUUGGAAAUGGGUUGGGCAAUAGUGCUGGCUUUGGCAGCAGCCUAAGUAACAGCACUAGCUUUGGUGGAAGCUUAGGCCCCAGCGCUAGCUUCAGUGGUGCCCUGGGCACCAGCACUGGCUUUGGCGGUGGACUAGUCUCCAGCACGGAUUUCAGUGGUGGACUAAAUCAUAAUGCUGACUUCAAUGGAGGACUGGGUACCACUGCUGGCUUCAAUGGUGGACUAAACACUAACACUGAUUUUGGUGGCGAACUGGGCACUAGCGCUGGCUUUGGAGAUGGACUGGGCAGCAGCACCGGCUUUGGUGGUGGACUGGUCACUAGUGAUGGCUUUGCUGGUAACCUGGGUACCAAUACUGGUUUUGGUGGCACACUUGGCACUGGUGCAGGCUUUAGUGUAAGCCUCGGCACUGGCAAUGGCUUUGGCAAUGGGCCUAAUGCCAGCUUCAACAGAGGACUGAAUACCAUCAUUGGCUUUGGCAGUGGUUCCAACACCAGCAGUGGCUUUACUGGUGAACCCAACACUGGAUCCAACUUCAGUAAUGGACCCAGUUCUAUUGUUGGCUUUAGUGGUGGACCAAGCACUGGUGCUGGCUUCUGCAGUGGACCAAGCACUGGUGGCUUCGGUGGCGGACCAAGUACAGGACCUGGCUUCGGUGGACCAAGCACUGGAGGUGGUUUCGGUGGACCAAGCACUGGAGGUGGUUUCGGAGGACCACGCACUGGAGGUGGUUUCGGAGGACCAAGCACUGGAGGUGGUUUCGGUGGACCAAGCACUGGAGGUGGUUUCGGAGGACCACGCACUGGAGGUGGUUUCGGAGGACCAAGCACUGGAGGUGGUUUCGGAGGACCAAGCACUGGAGGUGGUUUCGGAGGACCAAGCACUGGAGGUGGUUUCGGAGGACCAAGCACCGCAGCUGGCUUUGGUGGUGGACCGAACACCAGUGCUGGAUUCAAUGGUGGACCACCAAGCACCGGGACUGGCUUUGGUGGUGGAGCCUCUGGCCACGGUGCCUGUGGCUUCCCUUACGGCUAGUGAAGUUUCAGGCUUGUUCCCCCUGUUUACAGAUAAUGCUAACUGCAGCAGUCCUUCCCAUGGAGCCAAUGUGCAGCUUUGGAAUUGUUGUCCAUGCAGCAGCCUAAGCACUAUUCCCCAU